Puccinia graminis f. sp. tritici CRL 75-36-700-3 is the source of this 387-nucleotide messenger RNA. RefSeq lists its product as uncharacterized. NCBI's taxonomy places the organism in Eukaryota, Fungi, Basidiomycota, Pucciniomycetes, Pucciniales, Pucciniaceae. The transcript is spliced from 2 exons. The record is from RefSeq and is a predicted model, not a curated record. Bases 1 to 387 code for a protein of 128 amino acids.
AUGCCGGCUACAGCUACCCCAAACCCGUCAGCCCCUGCACCUGCCACUUCCGAAGGCCCGGCCGACUCCAACAAACCACACCGAGCCCCCAAUUUCGGCCAUGAAGAGGACGAGCAGCUUGCAAAAAGCUGGGUGGUGAUUUCCGAAGAUGCGAUCCGAUCUAAUAAUCAAAAACUUGAGGAUUUUUGGGCUCGGGUGCUUGAAGAUUUCAAUAAAUACACCCCAGGACCUCGACGUGAUGCUUCUGGUAUAUCAAUCAGGUGGAAGGCUUUGCAAAAGGCUUGCCUCAAGUUCUGUGCAAUAUACGACCAAAUCAAACAAAAUCCGGCCUCAGGCUCUUCGCCCGAUGACUGGAUUCUGGAUGCUCGCCAGGCAUACUACAAAUAG